Messenger RNA from Pygocentrus nattereri (red-bellied piranha), 3837 nucleotides. It is a transcript of the gene bdh1, whose product is annotated as 3-hydroxybutyrate dehydrogenase, type 1. Bases 1 to 1086 code for a protein of 361 amino acids. NCBI's taxonomy places the organism in Eukaryota, Metazoa, Chordata, Actinopteri, Characiformes, Serrasalmidae. The record is from RefSeq and is a predicted model, not a curated record. Gene Ontology annotation, molecular function: oxidoreductase activity. The transcript is spliced from 5 exons.
AUGGCCUCGCUGCCGCUCGUUCGAGCCGCUCUGCUCGUCGCUUUCUCCGUCUUUCUCACGCUCGUCCUGGGCUUCGGUCUGCCGUCCGCGCUCAACCUGGUGGCCCGGCUGUGCGGUCUGCCCGAGGCGAGCACCACCGAGUGCGUGGUGCUGCUCUACGCGCUCUUCGUGCUCUACAUCGCCCUGCCUCGGCUGCCCCGGGGAUCCGUCAAGGUGGAGGGGAAGGCGGUCUUUGUUACUGGUUGUGACAGUGGCUUUGGUCAUGCUCUGGCCAAACACCUCCAUAAGCUCGGAUUCACUGUCUUCGCUGGGUGCCUCCUUAAGGAUAAGGCUGGCGAGGGUGUGGUGGAGCUGGAGAACAUGCACUCCGACAGAAUGAAGGUGGUCCAGCUGGACGUUUGCAAUGAAGAUGAGGUUUCAAAGGCUGUAGAGUUCAUCAAGACCAACCUGGAUAACUCGGAGAUGGGUCUGUGGGCGGUGGUGAAUAAUGCAGGGGUCUCUACAUUUGGCGAGGUGGAAUUCACUACAAUGGACACGUACAAGCAGGUGUCAGAGGUCAACCUGUGGGGAACGAUCAGAGUGACCAAAGCUCUUCUUCCGCUUAUCCGCAAAGCUAAAGGCCGUGUGGUGAACAUAGCCAGCAUGUAUGGCCGGAUGGGAAAUGCCUUGCGUUCUCCUUACUGCAUCUCGAAGUACGGAGUGGAAGCCUUCUCUGACUGCCUCAGGUACGAGAUGAAGUCCUGGGGCGUGAAGGUGUCGGUCAUAGAGCCAGGGAACUUCAUAGUGGCCACAGGAAUCCUGACCCGCGACAUUGUGGCCACCACGGCGGAGAAGCUGUGGAAGGAGGCGCCCCCUGACGUGCAGGAGGACUACGGCAAGGCCCAUUUUGAGCAGUACAUGGCACUGAUGCGCUCUUACUGCAACAGCGGCCAGCGGGACGUGUCGCCGGUUUUGGACGACAUCACAGACGCGAUCACGUCUAAGCGGCCGUACACGCGCUACAGCCCAAUGGAGCCUCACUGGUGGAUUCGCGUGCAGGUCAUGACCCACCUCCCGGCAGCCAUUUCUGACCGGCUCUACUUCUGAUGAGUUCACCAUGUGCUUCUCUGCUUCCCUCUCCUCUGAUUGGGGCCUGAACUUGUAAUCGUGUACGAUUCAUUCUCGCAAUUGCGGCUUCUGUGCUUAGCAAAUUAGGCUCCAAACGCUGCCGACUGCUGUAUUACACAGCCAUCGUGUGUUAGCUGCAUCGAAAUCAAGUGAUUCCUAGUUCCUGCAAACGGUGGUACCACACAGAUGGACACUAACAAACCACUGAGAUGUCUGAAGUGUUCCAUAAGCAUGCUGACCAAUCUCAGACAUUUCUGUUGCCUCUUGUUCGACAUGCCCGAAGUGUUGACCAUGCCCAGCGGAGAGUGUGGACACUGUGCUGGAAAAUAGACCGUUUUUGGAAAUCAGUUGAAGUAAUUGCUGUCAUUGUUUGCCUACCCACUAAUCACGUCUGCAAUACUGGUCAUUCUAAGCACUUAAGCUAUGUUCCAGAUCACUACAUGAAUGCAGUACAUACUCACUACUCUCAAGAUUCGAGCACCUGAAAGGUUAAAGCACGUGUCAGCAAGCUUUUUCACAAAGGGCCAGUUUUGGCUGCAGGUUUUCGUUCCAGUCAUGCAGGAACAGCUCAUUAUUUAACGUGAGCUCUUGACUGGAAUGAAAAACUGCAACCACACUGGCCUUUUGUGGAUAAAAUGAUUGACCCAUGGGUUAAAGAUGUGUGAAAAGACAAAUCAGAUUUUCUGCCAAGACGUUUAGUGUCUGACAAAUGCUUCAUUAGCUUUUGCGCUGCAGCUUGCUGUUCAGCAAUCUCAAAUACAUGUGGUUUCUGAUGCUGUAUGACACACUGGUGUCAUUAAAGAUGGACAGAAGUAUGAACAAAUAUAAGGCUUCAGUAUUAUAAGUGCUCAGAUCAUGAAACUGUAUGACAGAUUUAUAUUUCUAUUCGAUCAAUUUUUAGCAUCGUCAUUUCUGGAUCUUUUUACUCUGUAGCUUAGUGAACAUUAUGCUUAUCAAAGUUGCCACAGAAAUAACUAUUUUCUUUGUAAGUGGCCAAACUGGAACUCUCUUACAGUAAAAAUCAGGGGCUAGUUUCUCAGAAACAUCCUAGUGUUAUGAUUAUCUUAACCAGUGUGUGAAAUACCCCCUGGUACUCGGGGGUCCCAUAUUGACUGGCGUCUCCAUUCGCUAUAGUGGCUCUCGUGCUAGAAAUGUUUGGUUUAACAAACUUUGAUCUUCUACACGUUACCUGAGAUCUUGCACGCCUCCUUGUUUUCAGGUGAAGAGACAAACAGUUCGCUCUUUCCAUUAAUCUCUUAGUAAAUUGGUACAAUAUGCUGUGGGCAUAUAUCUGGGCAUAGUUACAGUUGCUAGGCUAUAAAGGACCAACUGGGUGAGCCAGCUUGGUACAGCACCACCCUGAGGCAAACCAGUGUUGCAUCUCUAGUUAGUUAAGAAAACAGAAGCUGCACAAAUUGUGGGUGAAUCAGCUCAACCACGACUUCGUUUCAGGGACCCUCCAGAAUUUUGAUUGAGACAUUCAAGGGGUUCAAAAGGUUCAUUAGAGCUUAUGGGCACUUUAACAGAAGUAAAGUGCUCUAUGAAAAGUAAGAGGUGACUGGCUAUUUAGUUCAAUGAGUCCUGCAAAAUUAUGCUACAGCAUUUUGGUAUAGACGUAGAAUCAGCAUGCGAAAAAGAGUCCCAAGCGCACAUUACAUGAUAAAAUUACAACACAGACCGACCAAAAUGAAAAUAAUAAAUUUCCUGAUCGCUCGUUUGAGGCCGUUCUGAUUGUACAUCCCUCUUCAGGGUGGCUGCUACUUUUUUGUGCCAUGCGAUGCGCCAGAUUUCAGACACCAGAUGUGUCCUGGCUGAACGGCUGAUCAUCUGCUAUAACUGUACAGUUUCACUGAACUAAACAUUCCAAUGUGUUUUAGUUUAAAGGCAUAAAUACUGUAGAGCUCAGCUCCGAGAAGGAGAGAAAGUGUUUGCGCAGUGUCUCUACAGGCUCUGGCUGGAGUCUCUUCCACAGCAGAUGCCUCGGCUGGAUCCUUUUCAGCAAACUGCCACUGAAUAAAAGAGAAUGCCUGUGGUUCUGUCAAAGCUCCUUCAGCAGACACAAAAGACUGCCUGACAUUAGGCAGCAGCUAAUAGGCUGCUAAACAAAGAACACAUUGCAUAGUUCCAUAAAUUUCUCAUCCUCCAGUAUUGGAAUGUACACAUCACACGGCGCUGAUGCACGGUUUUAUUCAGAUAACAAAUGGCUUUGUUUAGCACCACUACAUCGAAAUAAAUCCUGUUUUUCAUGUUCUGGUGGGAAAAGCAGCAAAAGCUGUGUUUAGAAAAGUGUUUUUUAAAAUAUCCACCAGAUGGAGCAGCUGAGCAAGUCUCCCUAUUGUUUUUUUUUUUUUCGGGAAAUAAUGGAAAUUCUCCCCUAUUCAAAGAUUUGAGCUUUUCCACAAUAAAAGUAGCUUGAAAACUAUAAAGUAUGAAUAAAAAUUUACCUUUAUUUAAGAACUGUGUAAUUGUAUGGGAAAGAAAUGCAAGCCUGUCUUUUAUUUGCUUGCAGUCUUUUUGCAAUAUAUCCCUGUAGGUGGCAGACUUUCCCAUCCCUGGCUCAUAUGUAGCACAAGUCAUAUGACAUCCAUGUGUUAUAUUACAGGUAGGAAAUAACACAUUUGAACAAAUACUAAACAUAUUGUUGGUGUAAUGUUGCCAGUAAUGGAAAAACAAGCAAGUAUAGUUUUACAAAUAAACUCAUGCAGGUCGUCCUGUUUCCUUCAAAUGAAA